Molecule: messenger RNA, 675 nt
Organism: Amphibalanus amphitrite
Lineage: Eukaryota; Metazoa; Arthropoda; Thecostraca; Balanomorpha; Balanidae
Product: keratin-associated protein 19-2-like
Exons: 4
Coding region: 102-458 (118 amino acids)
Source: RefSeq, a predicted model, not a curated record
CCCGGUGGCCGGUACACACCUGGUAUAUAAACCACGGAGUCGGCUACUGGAGACACAGCUACCGGUCAGUUCAGCCGCCAAACAACAACCAACAACCAGCCAUGAUCAAGUUUGUUCUGAUCGCCAUGUGCGUUGCUGUGGCCGCUGCCAGCGGCUAUGGCGCUGCUCAGAGCCACACCCACGUUGAGACUUACAACGGAUAUGGCUAUGGAGGCAGCACUUAUGGCCAGACUGUGGCGCAUCCCAACACCUACAGCUACGGCGGCUACGGCGGCUACGGCCGCGGCUACGGCGGCUACGGCUACGGCGGUGGUCUGGCCAAGGUGUACGACCGUACUGUGAGCCGUGGCCUUGGACACGGCAUUGCCUACGGCGCCCUCGGCUACGGCGGCUACGGGCACGGCGGCUACGGGCACGGCGGAGCCCGCACCAUCGGCCUCGGACUGGCCCUCCAUUAAACCGGACCGUUUAACCGGACCGUUUAACCGGACCGUUUAACCGGACCGUUUAACCGGACCGUUUAACCGGACCCGAAUACAGCGAGUGAUCGUGCUGUUGCGAGUGCGCUCGGCAUUUGUGUAACGCGAUGUCGAACCACUGUGCUAUGACAUUAUGGUUAAUGAACUGUUAUUUAUUGAGCGAUAUGUGACGUAAAUAAAAAUGCAAAAUGCGAAA